AUGGAGCAAGUGUGCAAGGAGGAGGAGAGAAGCAGUGAGGAACUGCUGCUGGUAGCAGCUUUAGUUCGCAGGCAGACCCUGUCCAGAAGAAUUUCAAAUCCCUAUUUGGAAACUCCUUCAAAUAAGAUUUAUGGAGAAAGUUCUUCCUGUGCUGGGAGAGCUCUCAGGAAUAUUUUUACUCUACAAGCUUCUGACCUGAUUAAAGACAGGGUGUACCUUACUGGCAUUUGCAGGAGAAGCUGUGUUGGAUCAGAACUCGUAGACUGGCUUUUGGAGCAGUGCCCUUUUGUCAAGUGCAGAUCUACAGCAGUUGGAGUGUGGCAGCUCCUCCUGGAUAUGGGCAUUAUAUUGUCAGUGGACAGACAACUCUAUUUUCAAGACAGUCAUGCUUUCUACCAGUUCUCAGCGGAUGAAUGUACCUACCUUUUCUGUGAAUUUGAGAAAGAGGAAGCAUGGAAGAAUGGAGUAAAGCUCCUACUUCAACUACUGCCACUGUCUCCUCCCAGGAUUGACAUGUGCAAUCUGCCUGAUCAAAAAAUAGAAGAUACAGCAGAAACCAAUGCUGAAAUUCUUGCUCGUCUCACUUCUGCGGUACAGAGAGAACUGGCUGCUGUCAUUGCCUUGAAAGCAAGGAAGUCAGCAAUUCAUCAAAAUGAAGAAAACAGCAGUCAAGAAAUAAGAGGACUAGAAGAGCUCAAGGAUACCUCUGAUGCACAGGCAGGAGUUUUAUGCAAGCUUCAGGGAAGAGAUGACAUCGGACGAAUUGAGCUGGUCCAAAAGCUGGCCAGAGAGAACUGCCAGUUUUUGCAGGCGGAUAGAAAAGCACUGGAGAAAGCAGAACAAGACCUGACUUCAGCCCUUCGGCUCACUUAA
Cyanistes caeruleus (blue tit) is the source of this 873-nucleotide messenger RNA. Lineage: Eukaryota; Metazoa; Chordata; Aves; Passeriformes; Paridae. The record is from RefSeq and is a predicted model, not a curated record.